UAUUACAUUAUCCCUGUUGUUUGAAACGUGUGAAAGUUAAAAAGAGAUUAGAAAAAUAGUUUUGUUGGUGUAACGCAAAUAAGCACCCCACGGCAGAGGGAACGAUUGGAGUGCACGAAAGCGAUGCCAAGCAUUGCAAUUGCAAUUGGAAUUGGAAUUGGAAUUGGAAUCGGAAUCGUUUCGUUAGCCACUGCUUGAUUCCAUUUCCAUCGCAUGGACACAACCACCCUAUCUCUCUCCACUGAUCCACGUUAAUGGAUCCCCAAGCCUCCGUGGAUCCCCUUCGCGUCAAGAGGAAGACGCUUGAGGCCGUGCUUCUGCACUGUCAGAGAGCUCUCCAAUUCAUCGACGCUACUUCUUCUCAACUCCCCCAAGAGGAUUGCGACGCUGACACUGACGCUGAACCCACUGCAUCAGCUGAUUCUGACGCCGACCAGUUAUGUGAUCUGCUCAAAUCUAGAGUUGAAUGUCCUGCCUUUCUUCAAAAGUUGGAGUGUGCUCAGGUGUCAGUUUUGCAGAAUAUAGACGAAUGUAAUUCUUGGGAUGUGGUCAGUGAAAAUGAUCUCUGGGAAGGUGAAUGUGAUGACUCAGACCAAGAAGAUUAUGUCCUUGUUAGACAAGAAGAUAUAGUGGAGGGCAUUGCGUGUUUUAUGGCCGCAUAUUUGCUAUCCCUCAAGCAGACAAAGGAUUUGACCCCUAUCCAACUCCAGGAAGCGCUUAGCAAGACAUUUUCAGUGAAAAAGAAAAAGGGAAAGCUACGAAAGGCUUGGGAUGGGAGCAAAGUUAUUUAUAAUGUUGCAUCAUGGGGGGCUACAGCCAUAGGGAUAUAUCAAAACCCUGUUAUUCUUAGGGCUGCAACUAAAGCAUUCUGGACUUCUUGUCACGUUAUAUCAAAGCUUCUCUGAUUUGGCAAUGCAGCUUGUAGCAAAGUUGUGAUGUAGUAAUUUAACUUCUGUACCCUUGCUUGUGCUGCAAUUUAGCUUGGCGUCCCAUGCCCUGUUCGUCUUUAAUUUAAAAUUCAUUUUCUUUGCACCACAGAUCAAUUGAUUUCAACAUAGUUUGAUGUUGUAAAUAUCACUGCGCAAAUGUUUCCGAGUGCAAUUCAAAAUUCGAGCUUUGAACAUAA
Cajanus cajan (pigeon pea) is the source of this 1126-nucleotide messenger RNA. RefSeq lists its product as uncharacterized. Lineage: Eukaryota; Viridiplantae; Streptophyta; Magnoliopsida; Fabales; Fabaceae. The record is from RefSeq and is a predicted model, not a curated record.